This is a messenger RNA of Acanthosepion pharaonis, 1581 nucleotides long. The record is from the annotation of a GenBank genome assembly. Lineage: Eukaryota; Metazoa; Mollusca; Cephalopoda; Sepiida; Sepiidae.
AUGGAUUGGCUUAAAAAACAUGGCCGAUUUUUCAUGUGCUGGAUGAGCAUGAAAUCUUCAUAUAUUUUUUUUCCUUCUCUUUUCUCCUUUUUCUUUUCUCCUUUCUUUCUCUUUUCGUCUCCUUUCUCUCUCUUUCUCUUUUCGUCUCCUUUCUCUCUCUUUCUCUUUUUCUCUUCUUUCUCUCUCUCUCUCUCUUUUCGUCUUCUUUUUUCUCUCUCUUUUCUCUUUUUCUCUCUCUUUUCUCUCUCUUUCUCUUUUCGUCUCCUUUCUCUCUCUUUUCGUCUCCUUUCUCUCUCUUUUCGUCUCCUUUCUCUCUCUUUUCGUCUCCUUUCUCUCUCUUUUCGUCUCCUUUCUCUCUCUUUUCGUCUCCUUUCUCUCUCUCUUUUCGUCUCCUUUCUCUCUCUCUUUUCGUCUCCUUUCUCUCUCUCUUUUCGUCUCCUUUCUCUCUCUCUUUUCGUCUCCUUUCUCUCUCUCUCUCUCUUUUCGUCUCCUUUCUCUCUCUCUCUCUUUCUCUCCUUUCUUUCUCUCUCUUUUUUCUCUUUUUCUCUCUCUCUUUUCGUCUCCUUUCUCUCUCUCUUUUCGUCUCCUCUCUCUCUCUCGCUUUUCGUCUCCUUUCUCUCUCUCUCUCCUUUCUCUCUCUCGCUUUUCGUCUCCUUUCUCUCUCUCUCGCUUUUCGUCUCCUUUCUCUCUCUCUCUCUUUUCAAAGAAGACUUAGCUGGCACUGUGCUUAAGAAAGAGGAAUUGGCUACGACGGUGUCCAAGGAAGUGGAUGAUCUGCGCUCUUUACUGCGUCAGAAGGAGGAGGAGAUCUUUGAACAAAACCGUAAAUUCCAGCGUGACAUUGAAGAUUUGAAAUUCAGCAAGUCAAAUCUUGAAAGACAGAAAGAAACCCUGGAAGCUGAACUGAAUGCCAAGACCCAGGAAAUAGCUGCCCUGAAGACGUCCAUUGCUCAGCAGUCAUCGGCCCAGGCCACUCUACGGGCCGAGCUGGAUGUCAGCAAAGGUAACAUUCGUGUGUUCUGCCGUGUCCGUCCUCUUAUUGGUGAGGAAAUACAGUCUCAUAAUGGCAUUAUUUCCCACAUUAAUUUUCCUGAUCUGGAUGCUAGAAUCCUGGAGCUGGAUCACCCGGUGAACAACGGUCUCAAUGAGAGUCUGUCGACCUCAAACGUUGGUAAGAACAAAAAGAAACAUGAAUUUACUUUUGACAAAGUCUUCAGUCCUGAUUCUACGCAGAAAGAUGUGUUUGAUGAGAUCUCUCAGCUCGUUCAGAUCCAUAAUCUCCUCGCAAAAGCAUCACAUCGUAGAGCUGUUGGUGAGACGAAACUUAAUGUGCACUCAUCUCGAAGCCACAGUGUGUUUACAUUGAUUUUGAAAGGCAAUAAUGAACAGACUGGUGAGAGUUGCCAUGGUUCACUGAACUUGGUGGAUUUGGCUGGCAGUGAACGCCUGAAGGAUUCCGGCAGCGGCGGAAAACGCCUCAAAGAGACUCAAGCAAUCAACAAAUCUCUUUCGAACCUUGGAGCAGUUUUCACAUCAUUGGCUAACAAGCUACUUUUCUCUGUGACUUUCUUUUCUCUGUGA